CACCACCAUGGCCUCUGCCCCUGACAAGUCCUUGUUAUCGGCUGAGUUGCAGGGGGAGGAAGAAGAGGAGGAGUUCAGACGCCUUCUGCUCCAGGCAACCCAGAAGAUCCAGAGUGCCGCUCCCCCUCCAGCGGACUGCAAGCCCAUCCGACCGCUUCCAGGGCUCUGCCUGAAAACUCACACUGAUGCAGGCGAGAAAAUCUUCGUCAACGUCUGCAGAUCCCCUCACAUCCCGCCCCCUCCCGACCUGACCAAUGAAGAGCUUGAGUGCCUCAUUGAGUCGGACCAUGCCUCCACCUUCCGGAUCCCCAUGAGCCUGGGAGAGCCCCAUGCGGAAGUGGACAAGGGCGGUCACGGUUGCACUGCGUAUGACGUCACCAUCAACACCGACUUCUUCACCAAGGUGGAGAGCAACCGUUUCCUCAAAGAGUUCUUCAUCACAAUUGUUUUGGAAGGAUUAUCAGACAAAUACAAGAUGGAGAUCAGCCACGCAGAAUGGCGCAUUCUGAAGAACAGGAAGUUUAUGGGCUCCAUAUCAGAGCAAACCAUCCGCACAAAAUCCAAACCCAUCAUACAGGAAAUGGAUAGCAGCCAAACCCAGGAGACAACCAGGAAACCUUUGCAGCCCUUUCACGCCCAGAGUUCUGCCGCAGUUCCCGACUUUGCCAUCAUCUCCCGGCCGCCAAGCCACCCUGAAUGCCUGGUUGCAAAAAUCAGCCUCCCUAAAACGAACUCGGUGAGGUCCCUCGAACUGGACCUGGGAGAAGAUCGAAUUGUAUUACAAGACCAUCCUGGCCAUUAUCACCUGGACAUCUUCAUUCCUUACAGCAUCAUCCCCGAGGAAAGUCAGGCCCAGUUCCACAAAAAAACCAGGAGCCUAACCGUGACUAUGCCUAUCCAACACCCCUCGCCGCUGUUGCCAGUGCCGGGCGGCCAACCCGGCAAUGCUGUCAUCUCAUAGGCUGGAACGCUGGUGUGA
Euleptes europaea (tarantolino) is the source of this 979-nucleotide messenger RNA. RefSeq names its product PIH1 domain containing 1 (gene PIH1D1). The record is from RefSeq and is a predicted model, not a curated record. NCBI's taxonomy places the organism in Eukaryota, Metazoa, Chordata, Lepidosauria, Squamata, Sphaerodactylidae. Gene Ontology annotation, cellular component: ribonucleoprotein complex; cytoplasm; R2TP complex. The transcript has 10 exons. Gene Ontology annotation, biological process: box C/D snoRNP assembly; rRNA processing.